This is a messenger RNA of Oncorhynchus tshawytscha (Chinook salmon), 1182 nucleotides long. RefSeq names its product prokineticin receptor 1b (gene prokr1b). NCBI's taxonomy places the organism in Eukaryota, Metazoa, Chordata, Actinopteri, Salmoniformes, Salmonidae. Gene Ontology annotation, cellular component: membrane. Gene Ontology annotation, biological process: neuropeptide signaling pathway. The transcript has 2 exons. Gene Ontology annotation, molecular function: neuropeptide receptor activity. The record is from RefSeq and is a predicted model, not a curated record. The coding region runs from base 1 to 1182 and encodes 393 amino acids.
AUGGGAGAUCCCAACAUCAGCCAGCUGGCUGCAGUGUACGCUGAGACCCCUGGCCACGUGCUGGGAGGAAGCGAGCUGGACCCGUUUACGGAUAACUACGACACAGACUAUGGUAUUCCCGACAAUGAGAUUCCCGACACUACGCAGGGCACAGCCUUCUUCGUUGCCACCAUCGUCAUCGCCAUGGUGCUCAUCUGCAUUAUGCUCGUCUGCGGUGUUGGCAACUUCCUGUUUAUCGCUACUUUGGCCCGGUACAAGAAGCUACGUAACCUCACUAACCUGCUCAUAGCUAAUCUGGCUAUAUCAGACUUCAUAGUGUCAGUGGUGUGCUGUCCGUUCCUGGUGGAUUACUAUGUGGUGAAGCAGUUGUCCUGGGACUAUGGCCUGGUGCUGUGUGCCUCUGUCAACUACAUCAGGACUGUGUCUCUCUACGUGUCCACUAACGCACUGCUGGCUAUCGCUGCAGACAGGUACAUGGCCAUCGUCCAUCCUCUGAGGCCUCGUAUGAAGUACCAGACGGCCUACUGUCUGAUCACUGGUGUCUGGGUUGUACCAAUCCUCAUCUCCAUCCCUUCUGCCUACUUUGCCUCCGAGACCAUGUACCCUCAUGGCGGUGCCAGCACCUCUCAGAACACCCACAAGACCUUCUGUGCCCAGAUCUGGCCUGUGGACCAGCAGGCCUACUACCGCUCCUACUUCCUGUUUAUAUUUGCCCUGGAGUUCCUUUGGCCCGUUUUUGUCAUGGCAAUAUGUUACGCACGGAUCUCCCGUGAGCUCUGGUUCAAGAGUGUCCCGGGCUUCCAGACGGAGCAGAUCCGGAAGAGAUUGCGUUGUCGGCGGAAGACAGUCAUGGUCCUGAUCGGGAUCCUGACAGCAUACAUUCUGUGCUGGGCACCAUAUUACGGCUUCACCAUCCUACGAGACUUCCACCCGACGAUCAUCUCCCGCCAGAGGAACUCCCUGGUGGCCUUCUACAUUAUUGAGUGCAUCGCCAUGAGCAACAGCAUGAUAAACACCUUCUGCUUUGUCAGUGUCAAGAACAACACGGUCAAGUACCUGAAAAGGAUUGUGCUGCUGCGCUGGAGGUCUACCUACGCUCCCAGUAAGACUGUGGACGAGACAGAUAUCCGGACGUCCUCCAUGCCGUUGACCGAGGAGGUCGAAUGCAUUCGCCUGAGAUAA